GGCGGAACAUGAAUGACUGGAACGGUCUAUGGGAGUAGCCAUAGACAUAUAGCUAGCUAGCUAACCUCUUCUAGUUAUGAGUUCAUGUUGCUCCUUUCACUUCUAAAACGAGAAACGAUAUUUUAAGGUGUUCAGUUUUCUGCGUAGACAGACGUUUAGUCUGUUUGCUGGUGUGGUUGCUGAGAAGUGUGGAUAUGUGCACUCAGACGAAGGCUGCGGCGCUGAUGGCCAGCAUACCGCUGGCAGACAUCGACCCAUCCGGCGUGUUUAAGUACGUCCUGAUCCGCGUGCACAGCAAAGAGGAGGGAGACGACUCGGAGAUAGAUAUAGUUCGAGGAUAUGGCUGGGCUGAGUACCACGCUGAUAUCUAUGAUAAGGUAUCCGAGGAGCUAGAAAAGGGCGGCCACCUAGACUGUGAAUGUAUUGGAGGAGGGAGGAUCAAACAUGAUCCCCAGGCCAAGAAGAUCCACGUCUAUGGAUACUCCAUGGGAUUUGGAAGAGCAAACCACGCAGUAACUACAGAGAAACUGAAAGAUCGGUAUCCAGACUAUGAGGUGACCUGGGACAACGAAGGAUACUGAACUUAACUAAUGAUCCGCCUUGGUUGGACCCCCCUUUCUCCAGGACUGACAUGGCACUAAUGUGAAACCCCUUAUGCAAACACAGGGCAUGUCAAUAAGAACCAUACCGAGUCUGAUACGGAACUUUUUGAUACCGCAUUUAUAAUCCAAGGCUAAGGCUGACUUACAACCACAAGUCUGAUUAGAAAACAAGCUUUUAUUUAAACUUAUUUUUGCGUUACUAUUUGAAGAAAUGGCUAACCGUUUCCCCCCACAUUUUUUAGUCCAUUUGGAUCAAAAACAAAUACAUGAUUAUCUUCCGAAAAUUCUAAUUUCAAAUAAAGUUACAGAAUAAAUAACGGGUCAUAAAUUUCACUGACUUGUUUUAGAGUCACAUAGCCUCAUCAUUUUGACCUACUCACUAAGAUGUAUUGGAAAUUGAACCUUAUGUGCUUUGUUAUGAUGUAUGUUUCAUAAAUGUUUCCUAAAAUCUGCUUUUA
Messenger RNA from Etheostoma cragini (Arkansas darter), 1060 nucleotides. RefSeq names its product phosphohistidine phosphatase 1 (gene phpt1). Gene Ontology annotation, biological process: peptidyl-histidine dephosphorylation. Bases 195 to 581 code for a protein of 128 amino acids. Gene Ontology annotation, cellular component: cytosol. The record is from RefSeq and is a predicted model, not a curated record. Gene Ontology annotation, molecular function: protein histidine phosphatase activity. Lineage: Eukaryota; Metazoa; Chordata; Actinopteri; Perciformes; Percidae. The transcript is spliced from 3 exons.